Molecule: messenger RNA, 2994 nt
Organism: Phycodurus eques (leafy seadragon)
Lineage: Eukaryota; Metazoa; Chordata; Actinopteri; Syngnathiformes; Syngnathidae
Gene: samd1a
Product: sterile alpha motif domain containing 1a
Exons: 7
Coding region: 1054-2325 (423 amino acids)
Molecular function (GO): protein binding; DNA binding
Source: RefSeq, a predicted model, not a curated record
UUGAAGACGUGAGGACGUUGUUGUGCCGUUUGUCGUCGAGCGUCAUUGUUACUUAAGACACGUUUUAGCUUGACGAGAUUAUACAAACGGGCAGCUUGAGCGCAAGAAAGACAGAAGGAGCGCGAGAGUGCGAAAUGAGACAGACGCAGUUUGCGCUUCAAAGCCGGAAGUGAGCUGCGUUCCAUUUCACAAUUGCAGUCAUUCCAACGCAAACCAAUCUUCCUAGCUUUUAUUUUUUUACACGACGCGCCGGAAAUACGCAAUUGUGUUCGCCUCAGCCUAUCAAGGAGGGAGCGUGUUGGGGUAAAAGUGUCAAAAUUCGCCUUAAAUGUAACAUUGCCGGCCGUCUUCUUCGUGGCUUUUGUUAUUGAAGACACGAUUUCGGUUGGUUUCAACCGUGCCGUCGCAUUGUUUAACUUUUGCUCGGUAACUUGGCCGGUCCACCUUUAAGCGCACGAGCCGAGCAGCGUCUUCACUGUGACAGGCAAGCUAGCCAGCGAUAACCCGGAAGUAGAUCGCGUCUUAUUUUCACAAUAGCGGUCAUUAUAAUGAAAAGUCAUAGUGGCGGAUUUUCCUUUGACACGACGUGCCGGAACUACGUUUAUAUAUUCACUUGCGCUUAAUAAACCAGAAGGGGUGAAAAAAACAUUGUCUAACUAACAUUGUCGACCGUUUCCGAGCGUCCUGUGUUAUUUAAGACACGUUUUAUAGCCUGCUGAGAUUACAACCCUGCCCCCCGCUGUCUUUUUUUUUUUAUUAUUGCUUUUUUUUUUUUUUUUUACUUCCAAAACGUGCUCUGACUUUGUUGAGUCGCGCGUCGCCGUGUGCUCCACCUUAAGCGAGAAAGGGAGGGCGAAACUUUUGGGUUGGAACUCAGCCGGUCCACCUUAAGCGCACGAGCCAGACGCAGGCAAGCGGACGGCCGAAGGUUUCCGCUUCUCCGCCGCUGCAACUAACGCACCAGAGAGGGAAGACCCCCCCCCCCACCCCCCUCGCCUCCCCACACCCCCCCCUCAAAAAAAAAAUAAUAAUAACACAAAAAGAAGGAGGAAAAUGUCCGACGCAAAGUACCGCGAGUGGAUUCUGGACACUAUCGACUCGCUGCGGUCGCGGAAAGCCCGGCCGGACUUGGAGCGAAUCUGCCGAAUGGUCCGGCGACGUCACGGCUGCGAGCCCGACCAAACGUGCGGCGAGCUGGAGAAGCUCAUACGCGAGCAGACGGUGCUCAAAGUCAACUACAAGGGCUCCAUUUCGUACCGGAACGCCGCCAAGGUUCAGCGGAGGUGCCGCAAGAAGGACGACGCGGUGACGGCGGCGGCUUCUGCCGCGGCGGCGACGUCAGCGGCGGCGGCGGCGGCGGCGGCCGUCAACGACGCUAGUCACUCGGACUUGAGCAACGGGGACAGCGCGCUCGGCCCCGCGGACCCGGACGACGACGACGACGAGGCCGACACCUCCAUGGCGAUGGACACAGACAGCAACGUGGACGAGGAGGGAGGCGACGAGAGUCGCGACGGACCCUCCCCCUCCCCCGCCCCCGUGUGCACGGCGCCGGCGGCCGUGUUGCGAGCGGUGUCCGCCCCUUGCUCGCCCUCCCGCGCUCGGCCCGGGCCCGUUCCAAACCCCGGCUCCGGUGUAGACUGUGCCCCCUCCUUCCAAAUGGCCGCCGCCAGGCCCAGCUCCCUGCCCCCCUCCAGCCCCAGGACCCUCGCACUCGCACAUGACUGGGCCAACGGGGUCAACGGGGUCGCUGGCUGCGACCAGGGAAUGCACCUAGACAAAGCGUGUGUAGCGACAGUCCACCCCGCGUCCGUCUGCCCGAGCGCCCCCAAGGACAACGUGAAGGAGGAGGACAAGAUGGAGGACAGCAGCCCCCUCUCGGACCAGCUAGUACCGGACUACGCCGCGCAACUGGGGAGGAGCGGCGGCGACUCGUCCGAGGCUCGAGCGCAGACUCUGUCGUCGUCGGACGAUUGUACGUCAAAGGAGAAUGCGGACACGCUCGCUCCCUUCGCGCAAGGCGUGAGCGUUCACGUGAACGGCGACGAUAAAAGCGACGACGUCUCGGUGAAGAAGGAGAAGAUGAGUCAGAACUUGCUGCAGUGGACCGUGGCCGACGUGGCCAGUUACUUCGCCGACGCCGGCUUUCCGGAGCAGGCGCUGGCGUUUCGGACGCAGGAGAUCGACGGCAAGUCGCUGCUGCUCAUGCAGCGCAGCGACGUGCUGACCGGCUUGUCCAUCCGACUGGGCCCCGCGCUCAAAAUCUACGAGCGCCACGUCAAGGUGCUGCAGAGGAGCCACUUCUUGGAAUGCGACGACCUCUGAUGGAUUGCACAGACAAUGGGGAGGACAUUUAAAAAAAUUAAAUUAAAUACUUCCACCAGGAUCCUGCCACACAUCAUCGCAUAUAUUCUAUGUACUGUAUAUAUGAAGAAGAUGCGUGGAAGAAGGAGAGGACCAGUGACAAUGGAAAAAAAAAAACGAAACAAAAAAAAAAAAAAAAACAAUCAUCCUACCUCUCAUGAAGAUCCUCAUUUCACCCGUGCAAAAGGAGCAGUGGCCCUUUAAGAAAAGCCACACGUGCACUUCCUGUGGACUUCCUGACCGUGACUCUCUUCUGACUCUUCGCUCCCACCAAAGUCACGCAGGUAAAUCAAAACACGCGUGUGUUCCGUGUACGUGCAUCCCGUUCCUCGCGUAGUUGCUGACACGUGACGCCCCGUGUUCGUUUCUCCCCUGAAUUUACCUCACUCCUUUGCAUCGUGAGCGGCGUGAUGAUAAACAGACAAGGAGGCAUAUUGAGGUUUUAAGGCCAGCGCGGUGGACCACAUGCAAUAUUUUGUGUAUCGCUCGUCUGACGCUUUGUCUUGGUUGUGAUACGAGUCAGGCAUUGGAAGUGUGUAACAUUCCAUUGGGUGUGCUAUUUUUUUUGUUUUGUUUUUAUCAAUCAGUACAUGCUUCCGACAAGAGUCGCAAAUAAAGCUCACGCCUCUG